Molecule: messenger RNA, 706 nt
Organism: Mytilus trossulus (common blue mussel)
Lineage: Eukaryota; Metazoa; Mollusca; Bivalvia; Mytilida; Mytilidae
Exons: 4
Coding region: 187-669 (160 amino acids)
Source: RefSeq, a predicted model, not a curated record
GCAGUCAUAUGACCAUUUCAUACUUUAAUCGAUACCAAAAUCCUCUUUUUAAGACUUUAUAUAGGCAUUAUAUAUUUUAUCACCGGAUAAAUUUCAUAUUAAACGCAGAACAAUUAAAUGCAAUAACAGGGCUUAUAACAAUAUUAACACUAAUUGUAGACUUGGGAAAAAAGACUAUCGUUAAGUAUGGAAAAAGUCUUCGUAGUUUUCAUCUUAGUAAGCGGAGUUUCAGCCACAGUUUCCUCUAAAGGUGUAAAAGAAUUCCAGUUAUACGCAUGUCCAUUUGCAAAGCCAGAAGAACUUAUCGAUGGAAAAUGUACUUACAACAAAAACAAUCUACCUGAAGAUGAAACAGAUCUUCUCACACCACCCAUACAUGCGUUUGUCAAAGUAGGAGAUGAAUGUUAUGACUGGACACAGGAUGAUCUUGUGAAUACUUAUAAGUGUAAUCAUCCAAGUUUCCACUGCUGUCGCGAAUCUGGGAGUCUAAGCGACAAAGGAAGAACAACAUGUGCUGAUGAGAUACCAAUUUUCAUACGAACAUGGAGGAUUAUUGGAUUUAAAUACUUACUUUGGGGCUUCGACAGUACAAGGUUUGCAGAAAUCUUUGUAGCUUUCCUAAGAAACUGUGGUACAAAUAGUGGACCUUUCCAACUGAACUUAAACUAGUCUAAAUGGAUGAAUAAAAUAAUUUCAAUUCAAAUCA